This is a messenger RNA of Temnothorax curvispinosus, 10719 nucleotides long. RefSeq lists its product as uncharacterized. The coding region runs from base 928 to 5055 and encodes 1375 amino acids. The record is from RefSeq and is a predicted model, not a curated record. NCBI's taxonomy places the organism in Eukaryota, Metazoa, Arthropoda, Insecta, Hymenoptera, Formicidae. Gene Ontology annotation, molecular function: transmitter-gated monoatomic ion channel activity involved in regulation of postsynaptic membrane potential; NMDA glutamate receptor activity. The transcript is spliced from 8 exons. Gene Ontology annotation, cellular component: plasma membrane; postsynaptic membrane. Gene Ontology annotation, biological process: modulation of chemical synaptic transmission; ionotropic glutamate receptor signaling pathway; synaptic transmission, glutamatergic.
UAAUGACAUAAUAAUAAGUAUAUUUAGUUGCUUGCAGUUCUCGAAAAUGUAGUUUGAGAACAUUUUAUUUUACUUUUGAAAUCGAAAAAGUUGUGCGGACCAACAGUGAAAUAAAAACCGACUAUCUCUUUACAUUCCCAAAGUUCCCAGUGUUGAACCCCUCAAGUCUUGAUUUAUAUUAUUUUUAUUUUUCAGCUCUUGCAUAUAACACUAUCUUCAAUCAUCAAUCUCUUACAACAAUUCGAAAUUGUUAUUUUCUCCAGUUAUAUCGCUCAAGAAGGGACGCGAGUUGUCCCAAGAGUACGAAAUCAGGUCACGACUUCCGGGACACUUCGUAUUAGGAGGAGCUCAAGAAAUCCGUUCUUUUUUUAAUUCAUAGGACAUUGUGAGAGACAUUUAUAACGGGCGUCAGCAAAAUCUACGAGUGUUAGUGGCAUUGUCAGAGAGAGAGAGAGAGAGAGCCGCCGAUACACACAGGGACAUACGCGUACAUACUUACACGUAUAUACUAAGGGAAGACAGGCGCAAUACAUGUGGAGUAUGCCACGAGCGCGCUCGUGUGGACCACGGGAUGCUACAGGGGUGAAAUUUAAAGGGAGGGGCUGCUCUCGCGAAAAUGGCCGUUACGCACGGGGUAGAUUGUCCGGGGGUGGACAAGUGACGGGUGGCUGAUCGUCCGUGUCCUCCGCAGUCCGCACCGACCAAUUGACCGAGUGCCUCGCGACGGAUUGACACGGUUUACCCGACAUCGACAGCUAUUAUGCGGCGGUGGCCAAAAAGCGAUCCCUGCUCUGCUCUUCUUAAACCCCCACCGGACGCGCGACCUUCCAUCCCUUCCGUCAAGAGAUUAGGCCCACGCUUCAGCAAUGUAUAUCAAAAAAGCUAAAUAGAAAAAGAGGAAGGGGAGAAUAAGGAAAACUGAGGAAGAUGCCUGGCUCUUAUACUGGAGUUGUAAUCCUCCUCUUGUUAGGGACUUCUGUGUCAGUGUCCGGUACCGCGGACGCUGCCAAGUCUCUGAGAGCGGCGAAGGCCAGGCUCAGAUCGUCUUACGCAUCGUGGCGGAUAGUGGUAUGUUUCACUCAGCCUCAGACCUCUUUCAAGGCAGACGUACAGAAAGUAUGGGAGCAAGCGAGACUGGAAUCUUUUCACGCGGACAUGGAUGUGUCAUAUAUAGAAACAAGGACGACACCCGUGACGACGAAUUCCUUGUUAUACCCCUUGUCAAUGUUAAACAAAUUUUGUACAGACAUCGAAGGCGGAAAGACAGUAUUAAGCCUUAUUAUAGGGGGAGGAUCGGCAGCCAGAUUUCUUGUUACGGCUGCUGCCGCCUUGAAUCUUCCAGCUCUGUGGUUACCGUUUACACACAGAGACUUUCUUCGCCAGGGAAAUCUCGGCCGGUUUGAGAACCGCAUAGGUUCGAGCCCCAAAGAGGUCGGAGCAGCAGCCGCCGCCUUAAUGCAUCGGGCUAACUGGCAUGCGUUCACCCUCCUCAUCGAUACUACUCUCCUGCCCGUCACUAAUCUUCUACAAACGAAUCCACCGACAUUGACACCUCGCUCGAUCAUACACCUUCCGACGAAUGACAGAACUCUGAGAUUGAGGCUGAGGCGGGUAGCCGAAGAGAGCGGCAGCGGUGGAGUCGUGGUGAUGGCCUGCGAUUUGAGCAACGCCCGGAAGAUCCUCGGUGCGGCCAACAAGUUUGAGAUGCUCUCGGGCAGAUUCUUGUGGCUCUGGCUGGAUCUUAAGGCGGAAUUGCGACCAAACGAGCCCAACAUCAUCAGUUCGCACCUUCUUCACAGUUCGCGUGUCGCCGUUGCGGCCAACGAGAACUCACCGUUGUUUGAGCGAACGACGAAUCUCGCUUCGGACGACAAACCAUUGCCGCCGCUGAAUCCGCUGCCGAGCCUAGCCAACGACAUACAUCGGUUGCAAGAAUAUAGGUGGCGAGAUGAGAAGAUCGUGACCAAGCGGGAGGACAAGGGCUUCAAUUUUGACGACGAGGAGGAGGUCGGGAGACUCGCGAGUGACAAGGAGCUCAAUUCCAAGAGUUUUAUGCCGAUCGGGAUGCUUGCGCUCAGGCCGUCCGGUAUCAGGAUCAUGGAUGGCGACACCAUACUGACCAGAAUACUGAGAGAGACCUCGCAAGCAUUGGACGAGACCUUCCUGGAAACAAAGACGAGGUUGAGUCGUAUGCGCGAUCUGCAGCUCAGAGAGCACUUCGUACCGGAAUGCUUCCCGGAACGUAAUGCUAAGUUCAUGACGAGCGACGCGAGGGAGAACGUAUCCGCGACCUUGACGAGUAAACUGAGGAAAUCCAUGGGACAAAUCUCUAAGGACAAGGCAGAGUUUCAGUUGCUGAAUUUGCAAGCCGUCAGGUUUCCCGGGAAUAAGACUCAAUUGAGGUGGACCAAGGUCGGCACUAUCAAGGGAGGCAGGGAAGUCCGUUUGGAUACUAUAAUCUGGCCGGGCGGCGGCAUCAUGCCGGCGUAUCUCGAGCAGGGCGGCGAGCAGAUCGGGAUGCCGAUUUAUAGCAUUGUGACCGCGCUGGCGUCGCCGUUCACCAUGAUCACACAUCUGCAAGAGGGUUUCUGUCUGCGCGGUCUCACUUGUCGACAGGGUAAUACCGUGGUGUGCUGCUACGGCCUGAGUAUAGACCUGCUAACUGUGGUCGCGCGCGAGCUCGGUUUUCGUUUUAAUCUGUACCUGGUGGAGGACGGGCUAUUUGGGAAACGGAACAACCGGAACGGCACGUGGAACGGCGUGAUGGGCGAGCUGGUGUCCGGUCGAGCGCAGAUGUCGUUUGCGGCCUUGAGCGUGUCCACCCAUCGUGCCGAAGUGGUGGACUUCACCACGCCGUACUACUUCAGCGGCGUGAGCUUAGUCACGGCGCCGCAGCUACGUUCCGAGAUACCGCUGCUCGCGUUUCUGUUCCCGUUCAGCACAGAGCUGUGGAUUGCCGUGUUCACGUCGCUAAACUUCACCGCGAUCGCCGUCGCGCUCUACGAAUGGUUCAGCCCGUUCGGCCUGAAUCCCUGGGGCAGGCAGCGCAGCAAGAACUUCUCCAUCGCCUCCGCGCUGUGGGUGAUGUGGGGCCUUCUGUGCGGCCACCUCGUGGCCUUCAAGGCGCCAAAGUCUUGGCCUAACAAGUUCCUUAUCAACAUUUGGGGCGGCUUCUCCGUCAUCUUCGUGGCCUCGUACACGGCAAACAUAGCCGCCCUUAUCGCCGGUCUCUUUUUUCAUUCCUCAGUGAGCAAUUACCAUGAUAAAAGCCUGUUGGCACAAAGAGUUGGUGCACCGAGAGCUUCCGCGGCCGAGUAUUACGUGCAAAGAGCGAAUCCGCAAUUAUGGUCCCACAUGGCUCGAUAUUCCUUGUCGGACGUCGCCGAGGGCGUGGAAAAAUUGAGAAACGGCAGCCUAGACAUUCUGAUCGCGGAUACGCCGAUUCUGGAUUAUUAUCGGGCGACCGACGACGGUUGCCGCUUGCAGAAGAUCGGUGAUACCAUCAACGAGGACACUUACGCAAUCGCGCUUACGAGGGGACACCCCCUGAAGGAGAGCAUAUCGAAAAUUAUAGCAAAUUUCACGAGUAACGGGCUGCUCGACAUUCUGCAGGAAAAAUGGUAUGGCGAAUUACCUUGUCUGAGCGAUCGACCAGGGAUAGGCGCAAUAGAUGCCGAGCCAGGUGGUCAACCCAGGCCGCUAGGAGUCGCGUCCGUGGCCGGGGUUUUUUGCCUGCUCGGGAUGGGUGUGGUGCUCGGUACCAUAAUACUCAUAGGAGAACAUCUCUUCUACAAGUACACGCUGCCGCGAUUGCGGCACAGACCGGAGGAUUCCAUCUGGCGCAGCCGUAACGUCAUGUUCUUCUCGCAGAAGUUGUACAGGUUUAUCAACUGCGUGGAGCUGGUCUCGCCGCAUCAUGCCGCCCGCGAAUUGGUGCACACGGUGCGACAGGGCCAGAUCGCGUCGCUCUUUCAGAAGAGUGUCAAACGAAAGGAACAUGAACAACGUCGCAGACGUAAGAGCAAAGCACAGUUCUUCGAGAUGAUUCAAGAAAUCCGAAGAGUACAACAAGAAGAGAAGAUCGAGACAGUACCCGAGGAGCCUGAUGCCACCAAGACGGUGAAAAAGGACGAGAAGCUUGGAAAAGGUAGAGAGAGGAGUCGCAGCAAGAGUCCGCUGAUGCCUCGAAGCCCUAAGCGAUCGGAGAAAAGCAGGAGUUCAACGAAUCUGUCGGCGUCUCGCCUCGGAUUGUCGCCGGUGAGUCUCGACGCGCCGAUGAAGCCGCGCGAGUUCACGCUCAGCAGCACCAAUUUGCGCGCGAGGAGCCCGCUGGAGACGGUAGGCCGUAGAUUGAGCCAUGGGGACGGCGGUUCGCCGCCGCCGCAUCUCGGCUCCUUCGGCGGCAGUGCCAAUCUGCGGCCGUUAGCACCUACCAGGAGCGACUCGACCGGCGGUGGCACGCCGACCGUUCGUCGUGAUUCCGCCGCCGGGGGUGGUGGCGUGCCGACGCCGAGAUACUCUCGCAGCCCGGCCAAGCGAGGCCAGUCCUUCCCGGUGUUCGCCACUCUGAGACCGCCGCACUCGGCCGGCUACCAGGUGUCCAGAAGCCCACUGUUGUCGCCGAACAGCGAGCUCACGUCCGCCAUCGGGAGGAAACUGUCGCGCGAGUGGGGCUCCGGGACUAUCGACCUCACCAGGUCGUCGGAGGCUAUAGGCAGCGGUAGUGGCGGCGGGGGUGGUGGUGGUGGUGGUGGUGGUAGUCGUGGUUCCACGUAUACCUUGAAUCAGGAAAUGACGCUUUCCUUGAGCCGUUCCCCGGGCGAGGAGAAGGCCCAAGAGGAAGCGUUGCUACCGAUCAAGAAGCCCAUACGGCGCGCCAGGAGUCACGAGAAUCGCGACAACAGUAAGCUGAUGGUGGACUUGCCGUCGCCGAGAUUGACCCAGCCUGUGGUGGGCGGCCAGUGUGUCAGCGAGCGAACCAAGAAGCAGCUGGACUCCGAGCUGAAGGCCAUCUUAACUGCCAGGGCCCACCAUCGCGACCUGCAUCCCCCUUGAUAGGAGACCGCCCCGUAUUAAGGGAGAGUUCUUGAAAGCAGCUCGGCUUUUUGGAGGAUCGCUAAGCCUUUGAGGGGCUUUGAUUGAUUUUAAGCAAUAUCAGAUUUAUAGGUCAAUUUGUAGAGGAAUCCGACAGUUUAUCAGAGAAAUUAAGAACUAGCCAGAGGCACACGGCGAUGCGAGUAAAACGGGAAGAAUUUUUUGCUGUUGGAGUGGGGGGAGGGAGGAUGAGAUGAGGUAGAGAGGACGGAGAUAGAUCUCUUUGAUUGUUCAUACGUUGUUACGUACAUUAAUAAUAUAGGAUAAACAAAAGUGCUAUAAACUCUAGUAGUGAUGUCUUAAAUAGGUAGCGAGACACAUACUAAGAUAUUUUCUUGUUGACAUUUUAACUCUACAUUAACCGGCAGCCUGGGCGAGUCUCUCUCGAUUGCUAUGGUAUCAAAUACUGUACGCUACAGCGUUUCUCAACUCCGAUCCUCGACGAUUCGAGAUCACGCUCUUAGCACGUAGUGGAUAGAGCUCUCUCUUUCAAAAUUUAUCGGUUCUCAAACUUAGUUUCACGCAAAAAAAAAAACGGCGUUUCACCAGGUCAAAGUCUGUCCAAGUUUAUCGAGCGGGUCUCCAUCCGCAACCGUUCGCACCAUACCGACUCCUAGCGAUGGCGAUCGAUUAGCCGCACACCCAGCGCACGAAUACAACGAACACGCGAUGAUUUAUGGACGCAGCAUCGGACAUUUAUCCCCAUUUAUCUCCAGUUUCUUUCUCGCGGUGGCGAUGGAGAGGCGGGGUGUGACGUUUCGCUCGCGAAUAAAAACUCGGACAGGCCGCGCGUCCUAGAAUAAUCGUCCCUUCGGGGAGUGUAAAUAUCUCGAGAUAUACAGACUGUCAUUCCUUCGAUCCCUCGUCUGUACGAAUACUGUAAAUACUCGGCGGAAUACUCUUAUUCCGGAUACCUUUUCGCCAUUAGGCAAGGCGUAACGCGUAGCGAAAGUUGAGAAACGCUGGUCUACCGAACCUCGUCGAAUUGGACUGCAUAUUAUACUGCCACUUUAAUAAUUUCUGUGACUGCGGAAGGAGAGAGACUCGCUCGAUGGACUCUCGGCGUAGAAUGACCACUUACCGCGAGAUAAUAUGCAUUAAAUCUUAUUAAUUAUCGCGCCAGGAGGGUAUUAGGAUUGGAAGCCGACGGAAUUCGAAACCCGAAGUCCCGUUAAACGCAAUUCGUAAUCGCGGGUUAUUCGAUACCGGAGAUUCGGGCCCCGGGCAAGAAGAGGGCCGGGAGUGAACACCUGAAACAGAAAAAUCUUCUUUUUCGCAGUCACGUCGCGAGGAUCUCUUUGCGACUUAGCAAAUUUGUCUCCUGAAGCAGUGCCAAACGUCAGUAUUAACUUCGCGAUUGACCGUUUGCUUUCAUCCGGCACGCGAGAAUGUGUAGAAUGUAUAUUUUAGCUAGAUAAGCGCCGCGGGGUCCGGUAUUACGACGACGACGACCUUGUCCGUUCGUUCGCUCGCCGCGCGACUCGGUGAACCCCGGGACCCCGCUUCGCGGCCGGCGAGUUUACCGAUUCCUUCCGACGGAUUUUACUAGACUGAUAGGCGAAAUUUCAUUCAGGAAUUGUAAAUGAAACAUUAUCGGAAUUGAAUAAUUGUUACUGAUCGAUGUGCAUGUCUCCCAUCUUCGUCUAUCGAAUUCUUUCGAUUCACUUGAUGAAAAUAAGGGGGGGGGGGCGAAACUCACGUCUAGUUCUCAUUACUAUUCAACUUAGACAAGUAGAACGUGGAUGUGCGCGGGACUUAAAAAAAAAGACAAAAAAACAAGAGGAGGAGGACGAGAUUCGAAUUAAUUAACUUUAAAGAGAACGGGAAGAGAUUCGUAUGAGCGAGGCCUUAGAGGAGUAGUCGUAUCCGCCCAAAAAAAAAAAGAUACUUUACUUAAAAAAAAAACUAGUACUGUACUGUACUCGAAUAUUUCACUACGUUAUAUUGUACGAUAGAGUAUUAAUAGACAUUUAGUUUCAUAGUUCUCCUCGGUAGUACGCUAUUGUAUUCAGAAGAACUUAAACUAAAUUCCUCGUCGAGUCCUUAGCGGGUAGUAUCUCUCCGUGUGUGAGUGUAUACGUGCGACUAUAUUUUUUUUCCCACCGGGAAACGCGGCGGCGAGGUCGCCGACGGUCGGCGCGGACGAGCCGCCGCCGUCGCGGAGACGGGCGGACUAACACUUUUUUUCCCCGGUAGAAUUAGAGCGUCAUUGUCCUCUCGUUAAGUAGGUCGUGGCUGGUAGUUCCCCGAGGAUGUUCCCUCGCAGAGUGCCACGUGCGUCAGCGCGACGCGCGACGUCGCGUCGCGACGAGGCGCAUCGCGCCGGAGCCGCGCGUACGAAAUCGAUGAAAGUGUCCUGAAUGAUUGCACCUCACGAGGGGCAAGCCGCAUCCCAUCCGGGUACCGCGCUCAGCGUAGUACUCAGCCGCGCGUUUUUACGAGCGCGCUAAACGAUUCCGCCGAUAAACACUGCACGCACAUACGGCACGCACGUAAAAAGAGAAAAAAAGACGGCAACACACGUCCGCGUCUCGCCUACGUUUACAAAAGGACACGUGGUGUCCUUGCAUCACACAGAACGCACCGCUCAGCUCGCCCGCUUCUCUCAUCGAUCCUCCGAAACCCGCUCACCUCCGUCACACCGUGAUCGCCAGGGGUAGCUUGCCUUGAAGCUGGGAGCUAAGAGACGGAUCUUCUCACGAAAAUAAAUAAAAAAAAAAACAAAAAAAAAAAAACAACGCGUUCACGGCAGACUACUGUAGGCGUAAUUUGUGCUGCAAUUAAUUCAGGAAGUGAUCAAAAUACAAACAUAUAGGGGGCCAGUUUAGAGUCACCCGCGCCUAAAGAAAUCAAAGAUAGACUUAUUAAAAUUAAUUUAUAUAAGCUGUAAUUCUCUCCUCGUAUAACGUGUGUGUGGGUUCUGCCGGUAAUUUGGUUCAGUAGGGUCUCUCUUCACCGCACCUUCUAACUCUCUUCCGUUCUACACGUCUUCCGUUGCUCCGUUCUCUCGGGAAGGGGGAAAACAGGACGUCCCGGGAAAAAUCCCUCGAGGUUCCCUUGUACAUAACGCGUCUUCUACUAGGUCUUCUAUAUCCCUGAAGGAACACUAUUGCACUGAAUUAAAGGUCGAGCCCCCCUACUUCUUUGUGCGCCAACAAGAGCCUGUUAUAGAGACGUCACACGCACGCGGAAAGAUAAGAGCAAAAUGCACUUAUCUCGUUGUCGUUAUCGUCGUCUUCGCGAGAGCGACCUCCUUCCGUAACGUAAUUCCGCGCGAUCGCAACUCUGUUGCGACAAUGACGAAUGCCGUUUGGAAUUUGCAUCUCUGGAUGUGAUAGCAACGAUAGUAACACUCUCAAAGAGAGAAAAAGAGAGAGAAAGAGAGAGAGAGAGAGGGAAAGAGAUGUACACGAACGAUAUGCAGAAUCUCCAAAUAAUUUUCGCAAAACCGUCGCUCUAAAUAAAUAUUGGUAUCUUUGCUCUCUCGUUCGAUAACUUAUCAAAUAUUCUUCGAAUGUUUACCAUCAAAAGUAUUCUUCGAGUUGAUCUCAUUGCAAUAUAGCUAUAUACUUAUUAUUAUUAUAUAUAUAUAUUCAUGUAUAUAUAUGUAUCUGGAAUUGCCGGCCUAUACACAAGCGAGGAUAAUACCACAUUUUCCACUACGCCUUUUUCUCCGUGAUACUUCAGUUUCCGAUAUUCGAGAUCGCGUGGAGUGCACUCGCUCUUCUCUUUCCACUGUCUCUCCGCGCAUCUCGUUCUCGACGACGAUGCGAGGGAGGAACACACGGGUACGGCCCGAAUGCAUUGUCUACGCGAAGGAAAAAUCGCGAGAUCAUCGUAAGUGAACGUAAUAGAGUAAUAGACGACGAGAGAGGACAGGAGAAAAAGAAAAACAAAACAAAACAAAAAAUAGAAAGAAAAACUCGCGGAAAAGACGAGGAGCAAGCGAACACACCAAUUUAGAACAAAGGAGAGUCCGUAGGUUUCGAGAAACGCGUAUUCACGGCGGAUUGAGUUAUCGGAUCACACACGAUUGGAUUCACCUCAUUAUCAUUAUCGCGAGAUGAUUAAUGGCAUCAUAUUAAUUCACUCACUAACGGGCAAUAAGAUUAUUCUACAAAGCACUGCCAUAAUUUGAACUGUUGUUACGUUGAUUUUUUGAAAUCCUGCCAAGUAAUACCACUAUUUGAUAUCGUCGAACGAACGGGUCCUAUCCUGCUAAGUGAUGAAUUAAUAUGCAAAUGUCCCGCAUGUGCUGCUGCUGUCCGGUGUCGACUCCGCAUUGUCUGUCCUCGCCAAGCGAAUAUCGCUCUAUAUUCGCCGAGUAAUUUGCUUACACUCUCUUUCGGUUAUCCCUUUAACACAAAUUUCGAUAGCUGACGCAAUUUUCUUAUCUUCUGUUUUCGCAGAUAGCCAGAUCUGUCGGAAACACACUUCGCUAAGUGUUUGCUAUAAAUUUUGUCGGCAGAAUGCCAGCGGAAAUGUAACAGAAUCUGCUAAUGGAAUUUAGUGGCGAAUUGCCAGCAGAAACUUGCUAUUUCGUAACCAUUUAAAUGACAUAUUUCAUUUAAAUGAUGGAUUCUAUUUAAAUGGUAUAUUGUUCCAUUUAAAUAAUGCAUUCCAUUUAAAUGAUAUAUUAUUCUAUUUAAAUGAUGCAUUCUAUUUAAAUAAUACACUCCAUUUAAAUGUUUACGAAAUAACAUUCUGCUCGGUCGCUGUGAAAUUAUAUCGGCAGGCUCUGCGGCUGAGAUUGUCAAUUUGUCUAAUAUUCGAAUCAACUAGCGAAAACUGCUGACAUUUUACUUGGACCGAUAAAAGUAAAUUAUUAUGCUACAAAGUUAAAUCGUUUUCGUGCUCUUUAACGUGUCAACGCACAAUCGCGACGAGAAAUUUUAAGAAAUCUUUCGUAGAUGAGAGCAAUUACACCGUCAGUUACAGGUUUCCCUUCCAACAUGCUACGUCUUGAUUUGUCACUUGGUAAGGAAGGAUCGGCUAUAACGUAAUGUAACGCGUUAGACUUUACGGAAUAAUUAAUCGUAAGAGAUUAACAUAGCAUGUGGCUCUUCCGUUCGUAUAACUUGCAAAACAAAUGGGUUACCGUGGCGUGUACCUCGUUUCUCGACGCUGCACAUUAUUAAAUGCGAAACACGUGAAAUGACGAUUUAAUCCUCGAACAGUCGUGCCGGCUCGUUCUUAACUCAUUAUUCAUUACUACUCCUUCCUCUUUGUGCAUUUAAUAACUGAUAUUACAGCUUUGCGCACGAAACAAAGUUGACAAAAACGACGGAAAGUGACCGUUCUUAAAUAUUGAUGCGAAUAUCAAGAUCGUGAUAAAGCGUUUAUCUUGAAAUGCGACAUGGGACACAUAUUUGCGAUAUUUUCCGUCGUGUUUGUGUUAUAUUGACUAUAAUGUUACGUGAAAUAUGAAAGAUAUGAUAAGAUCACGUGGUCUGCGAUAACGUUGCUCGAGGAUUAAAUCGACCAAGAUUGUAUGCGUAGAGAAGACGGUCUGGAUCAGCCGCGACCGGCUUCUCCCGACGAUUGGCGACCGAUAGCUCGGCGUCGUAGCACACAAACGAAUGAUGAACGAAGGAACAGACGCCACGAGGAUCCCUUCCAACCGCG